AUGGACCAGCCUGGACACAACCCAGUCAUGGAGACUAGCCAGUCUCCCGUGCACGGGCUCGGAACCCCUGGGUCUGCUCUGUCUUCUGGGUAUCUCCCUACUUACAGGAUGUCCACAGGAAGUGAGAGCCCAAUAGACGGGAUACCUCUUGACGGUUCCGACGAGGAGAUGGACCACGCUUCAGCUGAUGAAAUGCAGCUUGACACAAUCAGAGGACUCGGAACCCCCAUCGGCGGGUCAGACGGAGUUCCCGUUGACGCAGCUGCCAUCGGCCUACCGGAUCCACAACGAUUUAUCAACCGCCUGGUCAAUGACAUCAAUUUUUAUUCUUCCACAGAGGCACCAUCGCCAACUCAGUACCGCCCUUAUGGUCCCAAGCAUGACGAAAACCAAUUUUUUGAGGGGGAAAUGAAGCCCCAUGGCCCUCGUAUGCGUAAACGCAUGAGCGAGGAAGAACAUGCUGCACUGACUGUUCUGAACGACGAGGAGUUACUGGUGACCUAUUCCUUGAAUUCGGGUCGAUCAAUUCCUCAGACUCGCCGCCGUUUCCAGGCUAAACUUCUCUCCGGAGGAGAUCACGAAUUAGAAGAAGAGCUUUAUGCAGAGCGCUUCGUCGUCCCAGCAUCCAAGUCACAUCAUGUUCCGGGAUUCCAUGUUGAUGCUAAAGGUCCUCUUGCGCCAGAGAGCGCAAUGGGUUUGGGUAAUUCGACUGCAUACCUGGUUCGUGGGACUUGGAGGGAAAUUGUCGACCAUGAUGAGAACGGGUGGUGGGCUCCAGGUCAGAAGAAGAGGUCUGAUCAUAGUGGUGGGAUGAAGAGACAUCUCCAGCACGGAGGUAUAAGUCUUCGGUCGAAUCCGGGCUCUGGUGGUAAUUCGAGAGCUGGAUCAAGGUCUGCUUCUGGGACUCGCUGA
This is a messenger RNA of Penicillium taxi, 912 nucleotides long. RefSeq lists its product as uncharacterized. The record is from RefSeq and is a predicted model, not a curated record. The transcript has 3 exons. Bases 1 to 912 code for a protein of 303 amino acids. NCBI's taxonomy places the organism in Eukaryota, Fungi, Ascomycota, Eurotiomycetes, Eurotiales, Aspergillaceae.